CAAUCCAGUAGACGAAUACGGUCGCGCAAUACGCCAAACAGACGAGUAUGGUAAUCCAAUCCCUCAAACUGGUACUACCACUGCAUACGGUGGCGCACCAGAGACUGGUACUACUGGCCUUGGCAUGGGACACCGCCAAGAACACUACGGAGAGUCUGGUCAGCUUCACCGUUCUGGCUCCUCCAGCUCUAGCUCCUCUGAAGAUGAUGGACAUGGUGGAAGGAGGAAGAAAGGGCUAAAAGAAAAGAUAAAAGAGAAGCUACCAGGUCAUCAUAAGGAAGAAAGAACUCAAGCAACCUCAGCUACAACUCCAGGUGGUUAUCAUUCAGCUGAGUAUGGCCAUGAUCAUGAGAAGAAAGGAAUAAUGGAUAAGAUUAAGGAGAAGCUUCCUGGCUCCCACCACCACGAGCACCACUAGGUGUUCUUUAAUACUCUACUUAAUAAUGUAUUAUACGCACGCAAUGCCCUUAUUUGUUAUGUUGUGUGGCUGAUUUGCUUUUUAUCGAUCAGUUUGUAAUAGGGUGAUGUGUGGCUGGUUGAGCUUGCAUCCCCAAGUGUGUUGGAGCUUUGGUUUGUGUGUUUAAGAAGGACUUCUGUCUUCUGUUUGGAGAAAUGUAAUAACAAAAUUUGGGAUUUACUGUAAUACUUUUCUGGAAACAUAGCAGCCAUAGAAGCAAAUAUGUAGUUAUGUAGUGUUGUGAACCUGGAGUGUGAUGUAGCGAACGCGGGAAAUUCAUUACAUUUGCAAGUUGCUUUCAUUUUAGUUAUUAGGUG
This is a messenger RNA of Jatropha curcas, 774 nucleotides long. Its product is annotated as dehydrin Rab18-like. Lineage: Eukaryota; Viridiplantae; Streptophyta; Magnoliopsida; Malpighiales; Euphorbiaceae. Gene Ontology annotation, cellular component: cytosol. The record is from RefSeq and is marked provisional. Gene Ontology annotation, biological process: response to water deprivation; response to abscisic acid; cold acclimation.